Molecule: messenger RNA, 969 nt
Organism: Capsaspora owczarzaki ATCC 30864
Lineage: Eukaryota; Filasterea; Ministeriida; Capsasporidae
Exons: 1
Coding region: 1-969 (322 amino acids)
Source: RefSeq, a predicted model, not a curated record
AUGCUGCGGCCACCAGAGAUGCCAGCUUUUGUUUCCUCCCUUGAGACGUACGCUCGUGCAGCAUGCGAAACUGCGCAGCAGUCCGUCUGGCCUCCGCCCUCAUUGUCCAGCUUGGACUAUUGCAUGAAUGACGACCAGACCGAGGCAGCGGCGGCGUCGCAUCGUUCAGAGGCAGUGUCAUUGCUCUCUCACGAGUCCGAGAAUGCUCGGCUUUCAGACCGGUCUAUGGUAACAAGCGAGUUCCAACAAAAUGAAUCGCUGGAGGCUGUUCUAGUACCAAACUCGCAGCCAAGCUCGAAUCUGGAGCGCGAGGCUGGAAUCAGCAAUAAUUUCUUGAAAGUUGUUGUGGCCAGCCCUCGUUCGGAUGGUAGUUCAACUGCCGUGGUGCAUGCGGUCAACACUGAGGAUAUCGACGCAGAUGUGAUCCACGCUGAGCAAGCGUUCUUGAGUGCUAAAACGCCGGUUUCGGAUGUUCUCGACCUGGAUUUCGAGAUGGCGCGCAGAUGCCUGGCGGAAGUGCCAGAAAGUCUGUUUCCGCGUCCUGAUAGCUCUGCCGCUUGGCCAUCGUUUGAAAGCAUGCAGGCAGCAGCCUGUUGCCAGGCCGCCCAGGUACAUGCAGACACAUGCACGGCACGUCAGUCGGAUGGGCCGGCUGAUGCAGAAGCCAAAUCCAGUUCCAUGCUCGAGGCGAUGCUGUCUCCCAGGGCCAGCUGGAGAAUAGGCUCAGAACAUUUGUCUACAACAUGCAUGCAACGUGCGGAGGCCCUUGGCAUCUCAGCACUCGAAUACUGCUGGGCAUGUCUUGUGGCGCUCAGCCAGCACCGCCAGCAACUGCCCCUCUGCACGGCGUACUUUGACCGGAGCGAGUCCACGAUUUCGCUGACGUGUCCGCGCACCAUUGCAUCCUUUGUUCGUCGUGUCCUUUUUCAGCACGCGGGUGUUUCCAACCCACAGUGUCCGCUCGUAUGA